Molecule: messenger RNA, 2148 nt
Organism: Perognathus longimembris pacificus (Pacific pocket mouse)
Lineage: Eukaryota; Metazoa; Chordata; Mammalia; Rodentia; Heteromyidae
Gene: Slc46a3
Product: solute carrier family 46 member 3
Exons: 6
Coding region: 173-1558 (461 amino acids)
Biological process (GO): vacuolar transmembrane transport
Cellular component (GO): lysosomal membrane
Molecular function (GO): transmembrane transporter activity
Source: RefSeq, a predicted model, not a curated record
UUUGGGGACUCGGGCGGCUGCGUCACCGCAGAGCUGGGCCUGGCCACUGACCCGCAGACUGCGCCAUCGAGACCCGGGACCUCCGGAGCGGGCCGAGACCAAGUCCCAGGGCGCGGAGGAGCCAAGGGCGGCGCAGUGAACGUCGCAGAAUUCAGCCACCUACUCUAGCAAUAUGAAGAUCUCAUUUGUGGAACCUGCCAUUCUCCUGAAUGCAUUUUCUAUGAUGCUGAACCUUCCCCUGACGUCACAAUAUGUGUACAGGAGAAUCUGGGAAGAAACUGGCAACUACAGCUUUACAUCCAAUAACAAUAUUUCUGAGUGUGAGAAAAACAAAAGCAGCCCAAUAUUUGCCUUCCGGGAGGAAGUUCAGGAAAAGAUGUCUCUUUUUAAUCUGCAGAUGGACCUAAGUGGGUUAAUUCCUGGUCUGGUGUCAACAUUCAUGCUUUUGUCGAGCAGUGACAGCUACGGAAGAAAACUGCCCAUGGUUUUAUCAUCUAUUGGUGCUCUGGCCACCAGCAUCUGGCUCUCUUUGCUUUCCUAUUUCACCUUCCCAUACCAGCUUCUGAUUGCAUCUACCUUCAUUGGUGCUCUUUGUGGCAACUAUACCACAUUUUGGGGAGCUUGUUUAGCUUAUAUAGUAGAUCAGUGUAAAGAACACAAACAAAAAACAAUCCGAAUUGCUAUUGUUGACUUUCUGCUUGGAAUUGUUUCUGGACUCACGGGACUGGCGUCAGGUUAUUUUAUAAGAGAAUUAGGUUUUGCGUGCUCAUUUUUCAUUUCUGCUGUCGUUCUUACUGUGAACUUGACCUAUAUUUUAUUUUUCCUCAGUGAUCCAAUGAAAGAAUCUUUAUCCCCAAAUAUUAUUAUGUCCUGUAGUGAAAGACUUAAAGACCUAUUUUACCGAGCUUACCUACUUUUUAAAAAUCGUCCAGGUAAACAACGGUCUUUGCUCUGUUUGUUAAUCUUUAUCACAGUCAUUUACUUUUUUGUCAUAAUUGGAAGCUCCCCAAUCUUUUUGCUUUAUGAGCUGGCUUCCCCACUCUGCUGGGAUGAAGUUCUUAUAGGCUACGGGUCCGCUCUAGGUAGUGUCUCUUUUUUGAGUAGUUUUCUAGGAAUAUGGGCCUUUUCUUAUUGCAUGGAAGACAGUCACAUCGCUUUCAUUGGAAUCCUUACCACCAUGGUAGGAAUGGUUAUGACUGCCUUUGCCAGAUCCACGUUGCUCAUGUUUUUAGUGAGAGUGCCAUUCCUGUUCACUUUUAUGCCCCUCUCUGUGCUGCGAUCGAUGUUGUCAAAAGUGGUUCUUUCUACUGAACAAGGUGCACUGUUUGCUUGCAUUGCUGUCUUAGAAACUCUUAGCGGAGUGGCUGCUGUUUCUUCUUACAAUGGGGUUUAUUCAGUCACUGUGGCUUGGUUCCCAGGCUUCAUUUUUCUGCUGUCUGCUGGUCUGUUACUCAUUCCGGCCAUCAGUCUAUGUGUUAUCAGAUGCUUUGGCUGGGAGGAGAAAAGCUAUGCACUUCUCAUACAGGAAGAGCCUAGUAGCCACACAUCAGAUGGAUGAUUGCACGUUUGUCCAUAGUGUGAGUUCUGAAGAGCGUAAACUAACUUUCAAGUUAGUGCUUCAAUGAUGAUCAAAUUACAUACUCUUCUUUCUCCUAAACUGAACUGGCAGACAAACAGCACCCAACUUGACUCCUUCUGGUACUAUAUACUGAGCACUUUGUGCUCCUUAUGCAACGUAUUUGCAACACUUUCUGGACUCAAAAGAAACUGAUGCUGAAGUGCAGAACGAAUCAUUAAGGAACUGUGGUAAAGUCAAAAGCAAUAAUUUCACUGACAUACAUAUUUCUCCCACACUGAAACCAAGGAGAAGUCUUUAUCUCAGUUUCACAAAUGCAAAAUGGGUAUCUGACAUCGCUCAGGGAUUUAGAAGGCAUAAUGAAACAUUACAGUAAAUAAGUCACUGAUACAGAAUACAUUUCAGAUAUGUAUAAUUCUGCUCAUACCUGAGUAAUGGUUUGUUGUAUAGAGUUCACCAGGGACACUGUUGGUGGUUAAAACAUUGAAAGAAUACAAAAUCUUUACAAGAGAAGCACUUUAAAGAAUACAUAUUUUACACUUGGCAAGUAUGGUCAUAUAUUUUAUAUGUAA